UCGCGGUAGCUUAAGCUCGACUCUCUCUCGCACUAGAAUUCAAUUCACCGCUCGGUCCCUUUCUCUAUCUAGAAUUCGUCUUCAAGAGAAUGGUGGUGGUUGCAGGGGGGUGGUUGAUCUGAGAGGGAGAUAUGGGGGCGUGCGUGUCCACGCCUGAGGGGUGCGUGGGAGGGAGAUUGAGCCGGUCGUCCAAGAACAAGACCCGUAAGAGGAGGAGAGCCGAACUCAAACGGAGAGUGCCUUCUCGGUUGCCUGAGGGAUCACAGGACAAGUUUGAUAGGUCUGCACCAUCUGAUCGGUCCUCCGCCAACCUCAAUUUCCACGUGGCAACGGCAGGAAGUAUUGAAGAUGCAUGGUUUGAUCCAGUAGCGAAAUUUGAGUCUGACUGUGAUGAAGAUUACCAAAGUGUUCCAGAUGACUUGUUAUCUCUGAAUGGCUUUGAAGGUACAUCCAAAUCAAGUAUUUCAUCUCUGAGAGAUGUCAAUCAUGGAGACUUUAAUGUCAAUAACCAUCAUACUUCUUCCACAAGUCAUAUCCAGAAACCAGGGGGUUUGUCAUCUGGGAGUUCUGAAGGCAACUCUGGUUGUGAGGUUUCUAAAACACAAAAUUUUCAGGCCUUGAUAAAUUCAGAUGAUUUUGAUUCACAGCCCAGAUGUGAUGGACCUAUAAAUGAAGCAAACCAACCUGUGUUCCUUGACGAAAUCUCCUCGUCUGUUGAUGGAAGUCUUGGCAAGGAGGAAGGAAUGUUAGAUAACUGUGGGAUUCUUCCAAGCAACUGUUUACCUUGUCUUCAAUCCGCUGUUCCCUCCGUUGAAAAGAGAAGAUCAUCUAGCCCUAGUCCCCCAAGUUCAAGAAGAAAGGUUACCUCAAAACUUUCCUUCAAAUGGAGAGAAGAGAAUGCUAAUGGCACUCUAUUUUCCUCAAAAAAGCUUCUGCAAAGACCAAUAGCAGGUUCCCAGGUACCGUUUUGUCCAAUAGAAAAGAAAAUGCUCGAUUGUUGGUCACAUAUUGAGCCAAAUACUUUCAAAGUUCGGGGGGUGAAUUAUUUUAGGGACAAGAAGAAGGAUUUUGCUCCCAAUUAUACUGCAUAUUCUCCCUUUGGUGUUGAUGUAUUCUUAUCUCAGAGGAAAAUAGAUCAUAUAGCUCGUUUAGUGGAACUCCCUGUUAUUAAUCCUAAUCCUACUGGAAACCUCCCACCUAUCCUUGUUGUAAAUGUCCAGAUUCCAUUGUACCCUACCGCACUUUUUCAAGGUGAAGCUGAUGGUGAAGGAAUGAGUUUUGUUUUGUACUUUAAGCUUUCUGAAAGUUACUCUAAGGAGCUUCCAUCCAAUUUUCAAGAAAGUAUCAGAAGGUUAAUGGACGACGAAGUUGAAAAGGUCAAAGGUUUUCCUGUAGAUACAAUUGCACCCUUUCGGGAAAGGCUGAAGAUAUUGGGCCGUGUUGUAAAUGUGGAAGAUCUUCAUUUGAGUGCGGCAGAGCGGAAGCUUAUGCAGGCUUACAAUGAGAAACCUGUUCUUUCACGUCCUCAACACGAGUUCUACUUGGGAGUAAAUUACUGGGAGAUUGAUUUGGAUAUGCACAGAUUCAGCUAUAUCUCAAGGAAAGGGUUUGAAGCAUUCCUAGAGAGACUAAAGUUCUGCAUCUUGGAUGUUGGCCUCACAAUUCAGGCGAACAAAGCUGAAGAGUUGCCAGAGCAGAUCUUAUGUUGUAUACGGCUAAACGGAAUUGACUACAAGAAAUACCAUCAACUGGGGCUUCGUCAAGAACCCCUUUAAAAUUACUACCGAGUGCUUAAACAAUGUAAGGCUUAUAGUUAAUAAUUAAUGAAAGCUAAUUUCAAAGAAA
Molecule: messenger RNA, 1845 nt
Organism: Alnus glutinosa
Lineage: Eukaryota; Viridiplantae; Streptophyta; Magnoliopsida; Fagales; Betulaceae
Exons: 9
Coding region: 132-1775 (547 amino acids)
Source: RefSeq, a predicted model, not a curated record